Neocloeon triangulifer is the source of this 2117-nucleotide messenger RNA. It is a transcript of the gene TyrRS-m, whose product is annotated as tyrosine--tRNA ligase, mitochondrial. The transcript has 11 exons. The record is from RefSeq and is a predicted model, not a curated record. NCBI's taxonomy places the organism in Eukaryota, Metazoa, Arthropoda, Insecta, Ephemeroptera, Baetidae. Gene Ontology annotation, biological process: tyrosyl-tRNA aminoacylation. Gene Ontology annotation, molecular function: ATP binding; tyrosine-tRNA ligase activity; RNA binding. Gene Ontology annotation, cellular component: cytosol; mitochondrion. The coding region runs from base 138 to 1499 and encodes 453 amino acids.
AGCCAGAAGCCAGCACGUGAGAUUUAAAAUCAAAACACAGGCAACAACAAGAGCGAGAAAUGUAUUAAAUUUGUUCUCCUUAACCCGCUAACUAUUUUAACUGAACUUUUGGAAAUCCCUUUAAUUAAUUUUUAAAUAUGCGAGCCCUGCCAUGGUUGUCUCUGCCCUUGAGGAGGUACUUCAGUAGUGAGAGAAACGUGCUGGGAUUGAGGAGAGGCAAAUUGUUUGAAGAUAUAUUUCCAAACGAAGCCAGAAAUGAAGUGUCUGCGCUUUUGUCAUCUGGUCAGCAGUGUGUUUACGCCGGCUUCGACCCAACUUCGGAUAGUCUUCAUGUUGGAAAUCUUUUGAUCCUCAUCAAUCUCUUGCACUGGCAAAGGGCUGGACACGACACGAUCGCCCUUGUUGGUGGUGCAACUGGGCUGAUUGGGGACCCGAGUGGAAGGUCCACAGAAAGGCCUGAGUUGGCUUAUCAAAAAGUGGAGGCCAACGCUGCAGGAAUCAGGGAGAACAUUGAGACUAUUUUUAAGAAUCAUCAUGAUUUCAUCUGGCAAAAGAAGCAACUGCCUCCUGUUCGAGUUGUCAAUAAUUUAUCCUGGUACAAAGAGCUGGACUUGUUGCACUUCUUUUCACGCAUUGGGAGACACUUUCGAGUAGGUCAAAUGCUCUCCAGGCACAGUGUAAAAUCAAGACUUGCCAGUGAACAAGGAAUCAGUUUUACUGAAUUUUCGUACCAAAUUUUCCAAUCUUAUGACUGGCUCCACUUGCUCAAAAACUACAACUGCAGGUUUCAGGUGGGAGGAAAUGACCAAAUGGGUAACAUCGUCUCCGGACACGAUCUCAUCGGUCAAGCUGAAAAAAAGAAUGUUUAUGGUCUUACAUUGCCCCUGAUUGUGUCUGAGUCGGGAAGUAAAUUUGGAAAGUCUGCUGGGAAUGCAGUUUGGUUGAAUGCAGAUAAAACGCCACCAUUUGAGCUAUACCAGUUCUUUGUUCGAACUCCAGAUUUGAACACGGAGAAUCUAUUGAGACUCUUUACGUUUUUGCCAGACGAAGAAAUAGAUAAUCUUCGGAAAAGUCUCUUAGAGGAACCGCACAAAAGAGCUGCUCAGGAGGCAUUGGCAGAACAAGUCACCCUCCUAGUCCAUGGAGAAUCUGGAUUGCGGACAGCACAACUGGCCUCCGAUGCACUUUACAAAGGAGACCUUGCAGCUCUAGAGCAGCUACCCUUGGAAAGCAUCAACAGAUUAUUUUCUGGAGCAAGUGUUUGCACCUUGGACCCAAAUAAGACUAGAACCAUAAUGGAGUUCGCUCUUGAAACUAAAUGCUACCGGGAUGAAAUAGAUGCAAAGCCCAGAAUAUCGGCAGGCGGGUUUUAUGUGAAUAUGCGUAGAAUGAAUGAUCCAAAUCAAGUAUUUCACCCAGCGGACUUCAUAUUGAAAAAUAAAAUUACUCUAGUCAGAACUGGAAAGAGGAAUUAUCACAUAAUCAACUGGACAUCUUGAUAAAAUACAUCGAAUACUUUUUUGGGCAAAAAAUAAAAACGUAGGUAUUUUAUUGAACAUAAGAAGCUUCGUCAGUUUCUUGCACACUCGGAGCUGCCGACAGAGUUUGGUAGUUGACUUUGAUGCUCUUCAGCGUGGCCAUGAUUGAGUGUAAGUGAGACUUGUGUUGCGGAAAGUCUGGCUCCAGAGAUUCAACGAUGGAGAUCAAGUUUGAGUGCACCACUUUUUGCUUCUCUGUCUCUGCUAUCAGUGAGGAUUCUGACUUGCACAGGGUUUUGUAUUUUCCAUCCCUGGCAUCUCCCAGUCCCCGAGCAACCUUUUGCUCGUGCACCAGUUGCUCUAAUUUCUGUCAAAUACAAUUUCUAUAAUAAUUGGAAAGGAAACGCUGAAAUUUUACCUCCUUCUUGAUGCUUCUCAAGCUGUGCAACCUGCUUCCAGUUGCCUUUAAAGGUUCUGCGAUUUUAUAAAUCUGAUUAUUCUUCUCCUCUAGCUCUUCCUCCAAACCAUUUAUUUCUCGCUCUAUCACUUUCAGUGAAACCUUGUCACUCUCAUAUUUGUCUAGUUUCUGAAUGUUUUAAUAAUCAUUUACAAUUUUCAAGUUUUUUAUGUAUUUUUGUA